Toxorhynchites rutilus septentrionalis is the source of this 1609-nucleotide messenger RNA. Its product is annotated as UDP-glucose 4-epimerase-like. Lineage: Eukaryota; Metazoa; Arthropoda; Insecta; Diptera; Culicidae. Gene Ontology annotation, cellular component: cytosol. The record is from RefSeq and is a predicted model, not a curated record. Gene Ontology annotation, molecular function: UDP-glucose 4-epimerase activity. The transcript is spliced from 5 exons. Bases 304 to 1377 code for a protein of 357 amino acids. Gene Ontology annotation, biological process: beta-D-galactose catabolic process via UDP-galactose, Leloir pathway.
AAGUCGUCUGCAUUUCUCAACACGAUCGGGACCGCUGCGGAUGCGUGAGUUUGACGUGCUUUGGACGCUUUUCCCUUGCGCGUCGUACUCAGGCUUCACCUUUUAUCAAUCAGUGCCGUUAUAAUUCGAGUUUGAGGAGGAAUGUGGUGAAAAUGAUUGUUUGUUCGAUGGUGGUUUAGUUUGUUGUUUUGUGACGUGAAGGAAAAAUAGCAAUUUCAUCUACCGAAAGAAGAGUCAUAUUGAUAGCGGACUUUUAUCUGGAAAAACAUCGUUGAACUCGUAUUCUUCUCACUUGAAAAGAUAAUGACGGGCGAGAGCAAAGGCACAGUGUUGGUGACCGGCGGAGCAGGUUACAUUGGAUCGCACACAGUCGUGUCCCUUCUCGAGGCUGGUUAUGGGGUUGUGGCGCUCGACAACUUCACCAAUUCGGUGAACUCGGUCAAAAACGAAUCCGUAGCGUUGAAACGCGUGGAGGAAAUCACCGGCAAGAAGAUAACAUUCUUCCGCUGUGAUCUGCUCGACAAGGCUGCACUGGAGGCAAUUUUCAAGUCGCACAAGAUCGAAUCAGUGAUACAUUUUGCUGCGUUGAAAGCCGUCGGGGAAUCGAUGUCCAAUCCUUUGCUCUACUACAAGAACAAUAUGAUAGGGAUGAUUAACUUGUUGGAGGUGAUGGAUAGCUACGGUAUCUAUAAGAUGGUCUUUUCAAGCUCGUGCACGGUCUAUGGAGAACCGGAUACACUGCCCAUAACGGAGGAGAAUCCUACCGGAGAUGUUACUAAUGUUUACGGCAGAACAAAGUACUUCAUCGAAGAAAUGUUGAAAGAUGCGGUCCGAGCAGAUCCCAAAUGGAAUAUAAUAGCGCUGCGAUACUUCAACCCGGUAGGGGCGCAUAAAUCUGGGAAAAUCGGAGAGGAUCCAACAAAGCAGUUCACUAAUCUUAUGCCAUACAUUAGUCAAGUGGCAAUUGGGAAGAAGGAAGUUCUCACCAUUUUCGGAAAUGAUUACAACACACCAGACGGGACCGGAGUGAGAGAUUAUGUUCACGUAAUGGACCUGGCAACCGGACAUGUAGCUGCUUUGGACAAACUGGAACGUGUACAUUUGGGGUUGAAGAUGUACAACCUUGGAACUGGAAAAGGUGUAUCCGUAAUGGAAUUGAUUCAUACUUUCGAGAGGGUUAACAACGUUAGCAUACCGUACGUGAUUCAGGAAAGGCGAACCGGAGAUAUUUCCGCGAUGUAUGCUAAUGCAACUUUAGCGGAACGUGAACUCGGAUGGAAGGCGGUGCAUAGCGUUGAAGAGAUGUGUGAAGACUUCUGGCGAUGGCAGCAAAUGAACCCGAACGGAUACAAAAGCGAACAAAUCAAUGGCCAUUAAUCUGCGAAAUUUCUCAGUAUAGUUUUAUGUUUUUUAUACCAUCUUAUUUAUUAUGAUUCUUGUUUUAUCACAUCGAACAGUCUCACAUUCUGUAAUUUUAGUACUUCUGUCCCAAUUGAGGUGAAAUUUGGGUAAACGUUUCUAGCGAAUAUCUCCAAACAUUUCGGAUGAUCAGGAAGCAAAUCAUGAAAUAUAUCUGAAACGGACAAAUAAAUAUAUUUAUAAAACCUCA